Messenger RNA from Staurois parvus, 297 nucleotides. The record is from the annotation of a GenBank genome assembly. Lineage: Eukaryota; Metazoa; Chordata; Amphibia; Anura; Ranidae.
CUUGUACCAUGUGACCUCUGUGAUCACUCACAGAUUUCACACGUAGUAAGCAAUGAUGUCAAAAGUGACAUCUUGCUUACUACUCUGCAUGUGAUCACUGAUUGGCCAAUCAGUGAUUACAUGAUCGGGACCUCGCACAGAGGUCCCGUACGACGAUCGGUGUUCCACUGUGUACUGAGGACACAGUGGGCACCAGAUCGCGUGGGCAGGGAGGCCGUUUAUAAACAGCCACCCGACCCUGCACUGCCACCAUCCAGCCGUUUAUAUACAACGGCCGGACAGGAGGUGGUUAAGGUG